AUGGUCAAAUUCAUUAAGGCUGGCAAGGUCGUCGUUCUCUUGCAAGGUCGUUAUGCUGGCAAGAAGGCUGUGGUUGUCCGCAACCACGACGAAGGCACCAAGGAUAGACCCUAUGGCUACGCUGUCGUUGCCGGUGUCGAGCGCACUCCCUUGAAGGUCACCCGUGCUAUGGGUAAGAAGAAGGUUGCCAAGCGUUCCCGCGUCAAGCCUUUCGUCAAAAUCAUCAACUACAACCACAUGAUGCCCACUCGUUAUGCUUUGGAUCUCGAGCAAAUCAAGGGUACCGUCUCUGCUGAGACCUUCAAGGAUGCCUCCCAACGUGUUGAAGCCAAGAAGGUUAUCAAGAAGCUCUUUGAAGAGAGAUAUCAAACCGGCAAGAACAAGUGGUUCUUCAACAAGCUCAGAUUCUAA
Lichtheimia ornata is the source of this 411-nucleotide messenger RNA. RefSeq lists its product as uncharacterized. The transcript is spliced from 5 exons. Gene Ontology annotation, biological process: translation. Gene Ontology annotation, molecular function: structural constituent of ribosome. The record is from RefSeq and is a predicted model, not a curated record. Lineage: Eukaryota; Fungi; Mucoromycota; Mucoromycetes; Mucorales; Lichtheimiaceae. The coding region runs from base 1 to 411 and encodes 136 amino acids. Gene Ontology annotation, cellular component: cytosolic large ribosomal subunit; ribosome.